CUUUUACAUCGUGUACAUCGUAUUUUUUAUACGUACUUUUUGUUUUGAAAUUUGAGUUUGAGAAUAGAAAAGUUUUAAGUAAACCAAACGAAAAAAAAUGAGGCACAUAUCUUUCGGAUAAAUGAAUAAAUUGGAAAAAUAUAUGUAUCUGUAGCGGUGAGAAGAAUAACUCUGCUCAAUAUUGUCCCAGUUGGAACGUUCAGAAGGAUCUCACAAGGAACACUGAUUGUAUACGUUGCAAAACAGGAUAUCAAUAAAAUAAUUUGGUUAGCUCAUGGUUUUAUUCGGGAACCAAAUAAAGAGUACUAAUCAUGAUUGAUGAAAAGAACUUGGAAGACUUCCCAAAAUCGACAACUUUACAAAAUACCAAUGUCGGCGAGGAAAAAUUGUUCUUCAAGUUGGACGUAAAUCUGAAUGGAAAUGACGUGAAAGACAUAACAACGUCCAAUAAUCUUUACUACGAUCCACAAGGAAUGAGACCUAAGAGUAUAAUUUGCUCAGAAGUCAUAUCAAAAACUAGACUCACGACUCGAGAAGUAAAUUUUCAAAAUUCUACCGUGAGAUCGCCAGUCGAAAGCGAUGAGGAUUUUGUUGAAAAAUUGAAAAAACGAAUACACGGAGAUCGCAAAAAAUUCGAAACGUCCAAAUCCGAGAUCUUUUUACCAAAACGAGGUUCGAUAAUCAAAAAACGACGCGAUGUUUUCAACAACGAGAGUCUCCAUUUGAUAAAAAAAUUUCGUCACGAAGUUCUGACACGAACUGAUCGAUUGUCCAAGGAUCAUGGAAUAUUUUCAAUGACAAGGAAAGGCAUUGAAAAUGAAGAAAAUUUUAAUGGGACUAAUCCACUAGAAAAUGAGCCAGAGCAUUAGGAAUAAUAAAAAAACAGAGGUGAUUUUCAAUCACCUCUGGAUCUGGAUUCUGAGGGAAUUAAUAAUAAUAGAAACACUCGAUGGUGUGUCUACAUUUCUGCUCACUUUUGGUAUAAAAUCUUUAUUAUUUGAGAAGAAUUUACAUUCUUGACCACAGAUCAACAUUAAUUAAGAUUGGCCUAACUUGAAAAAAUUUCUAUUUUUGAAGGAAAGAUUCAUAUUUUUCGUUUAAUAAAAAUAGGAUGAUAGAAAAUUUUGUGACCUGAUUAUUGCGAAUUAAUAAAUUUGAAAAAGUCUAUA
Venturia canescens is the source of this 1169-nucleotide messenger RNA. RefSeq lists its product as uncharacterized. The transcript has 3 exons. The record is from RefSeq and is a predicted model, not a curated record. Lineage: Eukaryota; Metazoa; Arthropoda; Insecta; Hymenoptera; Ichneumonidae. The coding region runs from base 312 to 869 and encodes 185 amino acids.